GCGGGGCCUGGUGCUUAGUGAACGGCGAGGGCGUGGGGGAUGGUGUCGGGGUUUGCGGUUGUUCUUUCAUCGCGAGUACCAUCCCGCACGUUUCGCUUGGGUGGGUGUAACCGCUGUCGCAGUGCAGAACGCUGUGCCUGGCCUCAGGCUUUUGGGCCUUCUUCCCUCAGCACCCAUUCGAUGCCCGGCUUGAAGGAGUAGGUUGCGGACCUCUUAAAGGAGGUGGGUCGUUGGGAUGAUUUUUAUCGGCCGACUUUUAACGUUUGAGCCGACAGUAGUUUAGUGGCACGUUGGCUAGCGCCGCCGGUGAGAAUCAUCGAUUUCAGCAGCACUGGGACCCAUUGGGUUUCUGUGAUUCCAGAAUUGUCAGUGACCCCUUUUUGUGCCUUCGCCCAUCCGCAUCCCACCUCAUCGUUGCUGCCGGCGACACCGACAACAUGGAGGCGGAGGGUCUGUGUAAGGGAGAUGGCGCUUGCAAUGCGGUGACCCCGGAGCCUCGCCGGCUGCGCACCAUCGGGGCCAGAGACCGCUCGACAAACCCCAGCCCCAGAGGGGAGGAGCCCGGUACCAACGGGGACGAGGAGGAAGAGGAGGAGUACGAGGACUCCGAGGCCGAGCAGUAUCGGGAUGGCCGGAGUGAGGAGGUGGCGUGGGAAAUCAAGCUGCAGUCCUAUACCUGGUGCAAGGAGUUCUUGGCUGGAUCCUGGAAGUUGAUUACGGUGGAGGAGUUCCAGAUCUCUGUGAUCAGUGGAGGCCUCAGUAACCUUUUGUACCUCUGUGCACUGCCGGACCAUGUGCUAAGUGUUGGAGAUGAACCUCGCCAGGUUCUACUGCGUGUUUAUGGAGCCAUCUUGCAGGGUGUGGAUUCUCUGAUAUUGGAAAGUGUGAUGUUUGCUGUUUUGGCAGAGCGUGCCUUGGGACCAAGAUUAUAUGGAGUAUUUCCACAGGGGCGCCUGGAGCAGUACAUUCCAAGCCGUCGGCUGCUGACUGAAGAGUUGGCGUUUCCGGAUUUUUCCGCAGAGAUUGCUGUGAAGAUGUCUCGAUUCCAUGGAAUGGUAAUGCCGUUCAACAAAGAACCAAAGUGGCUGUUUGAAACGAUGGACAGGUAUCUCAAACAGAUAAUGGGCCUGACUUUUGUCAGAGAAGCACAUGUGAAAAAGUUCAACAAGCUGAAGAGCUUCAACCUGCCAGCAGAGCUAGCAAAUUUAAGGGCACUGUUAGAAGCCACUUGGUCACCUGUAGUUUUUUGUCACAAUGAUGUCCAGGAAGGUAACAUUCUGCUUUUGGCAGACAGAGACCCCUCAUCCACGGAGAAACUGAUGCUGAUUGAUUUUGAGUACAGCAGUUAUAACUACAGGGGUUUUGAUAUUGGGAACCAUUUUUGUGAGUGGAUGUACGACUAUACUUAUGAUCAGUGGCCUUUCUUCAAAGCCAGUAUGGAGAAAUACCCUAACCGACAACAACAGCUACACUUUAUCCGACACUACCUGUCUGAAUAUACUGGCAAUAAGGGAGAUUCUAUUCAUGAGGACCAAUCAAAGAUUGAAGAGGAGAUGAUCAUUGAGAUUAACAGGUAUGCCCUGGCAUCUCACUACCUGUGGGCACUCUGGGCCAUUUUACAGGCGAAGAUUUCCACUAUUGAGUUUGGUUAUUUGGAUUAUGCCCUAUACCGACUGGAAGCCUACUUUGAACAGAAAAGAAUAUUCGCUUAACUUGCUGCAGAUGGGAAUCACUCUCAAACCAUGUACUUGAUUUUUAAAUGUUUUUUCUUUUUUAAAAAAUACUAUGCGUUUACAGUCAUUCAGUAUUGCUGCGUGACCACUUCACAUGUAUCUAUGUUUUGACUCUCAGCCACAGACUGACAUAAUUCAAAGUCCAAUCAAGUGUUGAGAUUAAUGAAUAUUGUUUAGACUGCUGGUAGUUUGUUGUGCUAACAAGCUAGGAUGAUCUUUAGUGAAAGGCCUGGGGGCUCUGCUGAUCUAAAUCAGGGUAGAUUGAAUUGAACUUUUCCCUUAGUGCAUGUGAACAGUGAAAAUCGGCCACAGCUUCUGCUUCUGAUCACUAGGUAGUGGCCUGAUGUGUAGGAAAUGCCAGUUAAGAGAAGUGUGGGUUUCUGCAGAGCUCCCUGCUGCCACUUACCCCACUGGCACUUGUCUGCACUAACACGUGAAUAAGGAUGGCUGCUAGUGACUGGGAGGAUAAAGGACAGGCAAAUUUUUGAACUGAAAAGAAAAUCUGGUGUUAACUCUGUUGCAGAAUGUGUUGGCAUUGGUAAAAGCACUGGACAGAGUUCGUUGGACCAUAAGAACACAAGAUGUGGGAGCAGAAGUUGGCCAUUCAGCCCACUGAGUCUGCUCUGGCCUUCAGUUCAAGGGUGGGUUUAUAUUUUGACUCAGGUUGGAGGACUAACUCUUAGUUCAGUGGGUAUAUUUCCAUCUACUGGCCUUUAAUUUGGUCCCAGGAUAUGUGAAUUAGUGGCAAGGCCAGACUCCUUCCUGAUGUAUUGAUGGGGAGAAAAUACCUUUUUCAUCCUUACGGUAAAUUCUUUUCUUCCUGGCCUCCCUUUCCUGAGCUGUCCCAUAUGAUUUGUUGGAACUUUAUUCCCAUUCCAUAUGCCUUGUUGACUGACUUACUUUUGGGGCUUUGUGCUUAUUUUUGGGAGUAUAUUUUAAUGUUCUAAUACCAGUUUAACACUUGUUUUCAAUUAAGGAAUGGUUUCAGCAAUGUUUACCAGUUAAUUUUUAUUUUGGUUUAGAACAAACUUUUAAAGGAAUUAUAUACUAGACAUAUAGCAGGAGUCUAGAGACCUUCCAUUGAGUAAUUCAGUUGGGUCCUUUUAUCGACUUUAUUCUCCUGAUCCUUGGAAAUCUUUCAAAUUCUUGUAUAGCCUUUUGAAGGUUAUUAUUAAGUCUGUCUCUGAUGUAGUAAAUGGCAAAUCCUAACUUUUUAAAAAAGUUUCCUUAUGUCAUAUGACUUUCACAAGUCUCCAUAAAACUGUUCUUUGGAUAUUCACCCUUUAACCAUUGGGAUAUGUUUGUCUUUGUUUCCUGCAAAACAUUUUUCAUCUUAACACCCCCAAUUUGUCUCAAUUACAACUUCUCCAAAGAGAAUUCUCAAUUUCUCCAGUCUAUCCACAUGACUGCCUCAAGAGUGAGAACUUGCAUUGGAGUAAGACAAAUCUCUCUCCAAAGAUUCAUGUCAUUGGAAGUCUGUUAUACAUUUGAAUUGUGAUAUCACGUUCCCAAUUUGAGUGGAGAGUUGGGUAUAAAGCAUCAGUGGGGUAUGAAGGCUGCUCUAAAUUAGACUUAGAAUCAAAUGCAUAACUCAUGGUGUAAUUAUGUUUGUUGGCUGAGAGACUAAGGCACUGAUUUUCACUCCUGGACAGGAUCCAUGGAGCAUCAGAAUCUUUUGACAGUUUCCAGGAAGAAACAAACAGCUAGAUCUGAGUGAAGGGCAUAUCAUUCCAUUCACAAAUAAUCCCUGGAUAAGAAAAAAAUAAAAUGUUUAUCCCUCUGUAUCAGGCUGCUAUUUGUGAAAUAUUUACAAUGAAUCUAUUUAUUCAAGGCCAUGUUUGUGAUCCAUUAACUUUACCUGUCUUGAUCCUCUACUUUAUCUUGUAAAUAAAAUGAAGCAUUUCACUCUUGUGA
Molecule: messenger RNA, 3647 nt
Organism: Stegostoma tigrinum
Lineage: Eukaryota; Metazoa; Chordata; Chondrichthyes; Orectolobiformes; Stegostomatidae
Gene: chkb
Product: choline kinase beta
Exons: 11
Coding region: 438-1712 (424 amino acids)
Biological process (GO): phosphatidylethanolamine biosynthetic process; CDP-choline pathway
Cellular component (GO): cytoplasm
Molecular function (GO): choline kinase activity; ethanolamine kinase activity
Source: RefSeq, a predicted model, not a curated record